AUGGAUAUCAGGUGGCUUUUUGAAACUGAUUGUGAAUAUCUGUCUGAAUAUCUGCGUAGACCUGAUAUUGAUGUUAAUAGACGGGAUAUAUAUGGAAAAACACUUGCCAUUUACGCAGCACAGACGGGGAAAUCGCAGCACCUUAUUGAGAUACUGAAAUUUCGACCUAAUCUCGAUGUGACUGAUAGUGAUGGGAAGACGGCAUUAAUGUAUGCGGCUUAUCAACCUCAUAUUGGUAAUGUAGACAGACUACUGAAACAUGGAGCUAAUUCAAAUUUAGUGAACAAGAACGGUCAAACUGCUUUGAUUCUUGCGACAUAUCAGUCUAGCGAAAAAUGUGUAGAGCUUUUGAUUAAACAUAACGCAGAUGCCAAUGUGAUCGACAAAUCGAAUAACACUGCAUUGACUAUCGCGGUUUCAAAAUAUGAUGUAGAGUUGGUUGAUAUCAUUUUGCAAGCUGACAUCGAUUUAAACAACCUAAAAGUUGCUCUUAACAUCGCAAAGAAAAAAGAACUAAACACAAUAGCCUCGAAAAUCGAAACUGCAUUAUUACUUGCCGAGGAAAGAGAUCGUACAUCAUCGUUGUCUAAGGCAGUCAAGGAUAUGACGCUCCCUAAUAAAUUAAAUCUGGCAGAUGUUGAUGUUGUAGUUAAUCAACAAAGAUGUAACGAUAAUAUCGAAGUACAAGGAUAUAAAAGAGAAAUGGAAAAUAUACACAUGACUACCAGUUCUGACUCUUUUAAAGGCAACUAUACUAAAAGCGUAUCGCUAUACAGUAUGGGGGCAUCUAUGAGAUGCGAUGUUAACACAACUUACACUAGAUCUGGCAGUACUGUAUUCGACAGCAGUAUUAAAAAAGAAGAUCCAGUACAGUUGAUGAAAAUAAGGGAUUCGAAACAUAGUUCACUCACUGCAAGAGAUGGCUCUAAUAGUCUCACUGCCGGGAAUAAUCAUUCACAAUUUGACAUUUCAUCUUUACUGUUAGCAGCUUAUCACGGCAGGGUUGAUAUUCUUAGUUCAAUAAUACAGCACGAUGCAGACAUAAAUACUGCAGAUAAUCGGGGAACAACUGCUCUAAUGUUUGCUGUUCUUGCUAACUCACCUGAGUCCAUAACAUUUCUGUUAGAAAAUGGCGCCUCGUUAAAUAUGAAGGACAACAACGGAGACACGGCGAUGGACAUUGCUAUUUAUAGUGGAUACCAAAAAUGUGUCGACGUUUUAAAAAGACAUAUGUUUAAUGAAUGUGGCGAUUGGGGCUCUCAAUUAGUCUUGGCAGUUGAAAAUAAUCAUAUUCAAUGUAUAACUAGCAUUCUAAAAUCUGGAGUAGACGUGAAUGUGAGAAACGAUAAAGGUGAGACGCCGUUAAUAAGCGCCAUAUUGAAACAAAACAAAGAAAUUUUUGAUGUUCUUCUAAAUGAAGGAGCUAGUGUAAACUUCCUUGCUGGAGAAGGCAAGAGCCCUUUAAUGGCUGCCGCCUGGGUUGGGAAUACGUAUUUCCUGGAUAAACUUAUCCAGCUAAAAGCGUAUCCUGAUUAUCAGGAUUUUGAAGGUUUCACAGCGUUAAUGUUUUCCUGUAUGAAAGGACAUGUUGAAUGUGUCGAAAAGCUUUUAGAUUACGGUGUAAAUACUAAAAAGUAUGCACGAUCAAAAGACACUAAAGGGCGUGCUGAAUGUGUUGAUAAAAGUUUAGGUUAUGGUGUAAAUAAUACAUCAUGCACACCAUCAGGAGAUACUGCACUUUCUAUUGCAACUCAAAAUGAACAUUCAGAAUGCGUAUUUUUGCUCGAUCACUAUAACAUGCACAAGGCUGUACUUUUACCGAAGAGUACACUUAAUGUACACAGCAGUCUGUUUACUGAGUUAAUUCUUACUGCAACUCAGAAUGGCUACGGAUACUGUCUUGAAAAAUAUCUGAAAGCUGGGGCAUCAACGGACGACAAAAAUAAAGCUUUACUUUUCGCUUCUUCAACAGGAAGACUGAAUAUUUUAGAAAUGUUGAUAAAUCAUGGAGCUAAUGUGAAUGUUUAUGAUGAAUUCUAUAAGGUAACUCCUUUAAUGGAGUGUGCUAUCAACAAUCACAUUGAUUGUCUUAAGCUAUUAAUCAAACACAAAGCUUCUAUUAAUACCCAAAAUAGUAGUGGAGCAACAGCUUUAAUAUUAUCAGCCAUACAUGGGAGCGAAGAUUGCUUAUCAGAGUUGAUCAAAUAUAAUGCAUCUAUAGAUGCUAAAGACAAUAAUGAAGAAUGUGUUUGA
Physella acuta is the source of this 2253-nucleotide messenger RNA. Its product is annotated as ankyrin repeat domain-containing protein 50-like. Gene Ontology annotation, molecular function: protein binding. The record is from RefSeq and is a predicted model, not a curated record. Lineage: Eukaryota; Metazoa; Mollusca; Gastropoda; Physidae.